AUGGCUCCCAGCAGAAACAACAAUCAUAAUAGUAGUAAUCGCAAUGGCGAGAGCGUAGGCCGCACCGCCAGCAUUCUCGCCUCUGCCUACUGCGUCGACGCCUCUGCUCGCCUCACGGGCUUCCACUACUCCACUACCGGGGCCGGCGGGGCACUUCCCCCUCUCGCAGCCCUGACGUCUGCCAACGAGCUCGCGCUCAUCUCCGAGCCCAGCAACUCUGGCACCAAGAAGCGCGAAUCCGAUGGCAGGAAGAGGAGCAGUAGAGGGGGGGCAGCGUACCACAUCCGGGAAGAGUGUGAGAGACUCUUCUGCGAGACCAUGAAAGCCGUAUUCCUUGGUGAAGAAGGAAAGGCGGCGCAUAAUGGCUCUAUCGUGAUGGGUACGAACGCGCAUUCACCUCCUGACGAAAGUGUGGGUGCGUACGACAACAAUUACUUUGCCAAUGGCAAAGGAGGACAGGCUAUGGAUGCUUGGCUUGAGGUCUGGGACUACUCUAGUGGUUGCAGCUUCCGGGUAUUCGUGGGUGGAAAUGGAGAGAACAAGUCGCUAUUUGCAUUCUUUGAUUCUGCGGUCGUUGGAUCCGAUUUGAAACAAGGGCUCAUGGCUCUCAUCGAACUCGCCGAAACGGUCUUCGCCGUCUCUCAGGUAGUCAUCUGCCUCGAUCGAUCCGUGCAAGAGACCGAACGCAAAUCUUUCAUGAAAAGUCUUCGAUGGGUCGGAUUCGAGUUGAUUACAUUGGACCUGUGGGCGAACGAUAUCGAUGUCACAAGUGACAAAUGGCUUUUCUUAGGCAUGGAAAUAUGAUUCUCACAAUGGAAAGGCGCUGGCGUACCGGUUUCAUAAGUACAUACUCUCAUUAGGUCAAGCAUGGUCAAGCAUUGCCUGGGUUCGCGGCGGAUUCUGAUUCAUUUUCAUAGCGGGGUGCCUGCUGUACGUAUGGAUUUUCCCUGUUUGUAAUCAAAACGGCCGCACAUAGCGAAUUGAUCUCACUCCCUCGGGUUGCCUUUCACACUCGCAGAAGCCGAGUCCGAUGAAUUUCAAGUAGUUCAGAGGAUGACAAGGGUCUGUCACGUGAUUCGUUCACUUCCUCUGAACUUGAAAAUCUUGUGAGACAUUGAGAGCUGAACAUUCAUCCGUCUUUUAUAGAAUCCAGUCCGUCGAUCCC
Molecule: messenger RNA, 1165 nt
Organism: Hyaloscypha bicolor E
Lineage: Eukaryota; Fungi; Ascomycota; Leotiomycetes; Helotiales; Hyaloscyphaceae
Product: ornithine decarboxylase antizyme
Exons: 3
Coding region: 1-804 (267 amino acids)
Biological process (GO): positive regulation of protein catabolic process
Cellular component (GO): cytoplasm; nucleus
Molecular function (GO): ornithine decarboxylase inhibitor activity
Source: RefSeq, a predicted model, not a curated record